Penicillium vulpinum is the source of this 1347-nucleotide messenger RNA. RefSeq lists its product as uncharacterized. The transcript has 6 exons. The record is from RefSeq and is a predicted model, not a curated record. Lineage: Eukaryota; Fungi; Ascomycota; Eurotiomycetes; Eurotiales; Aspergillaceae. Bases 1 to 1347 code for a protein of 448 amino acids.
AUGGAUCAGCUCGCUGCCGGACAUACCAUCGAGACCAAAGUGCGAGAACGGACGGCCGAUAUCGAUGUCCUCAAUAGUUCCAUGGGUGAUCCCAACGGUGGCCAUCUCCACAAGAUCGGCAUCGUCAUCAAGCUUCAGACACUCCUGAACCGGGCUGCGAAGGAAAGUGUUGUAGUAUCCGCGCUCCAGGCAGAUGACCUUGUCCCCAGAUUGAAGAGUGAACUCGCUCAGCUCCAUAUCUGGGACGACACGACUGAUAUAGAUGACACCAUCCUUGAGGAUGAAGACCAUCUUCUCUGGCUGAAGGUUGCAGCUUGUACUACCUUGUCACAUAAGGACUUUUGGAGACUAUUCGGAAAGGGCAAACACUUCAGCUUUCGUAACCUACUGCUCACUAAGCUCUCUCCGCACCUUUCCAGCCGAGCAUUUCAGUACUCGCUUGAUAACGCCUAUGCUUUAUGGGGGAUUUGCGUCAUGCCAUUCGUGCAAUUCGUUGGAUCUCACCUAUUUUCGGCCUGCUGUAGCGCCUUCCGGGACUUUCUCGCCACCAAGACCCUAAACGAACAACGCAAUAUUUGGCUCGACAGGAUCCGUUUGGUAUUGCUUUCCAAACUAGUAUGCAAACUCGUUGUCAACCAAGAAGGUCUUCUGUGGGCCGCCCUUGGCGUCCCCAAUAACCAACUCGCCAUGAUUGAAAGCGAAGCUUUCAGUGGCCCUAACCCGACAGACCGCAGGACCCGCUCUCACGCAAUAUGGAGACACAUGGUCAACACACUUGAUCCAGUCGCUGAGCAGACGCAUGUCGGUGCUGAUAAUUUCUACUAUCAAGUUCGCCUGACCGGCGCCUUCACCCGCAAGUGUCACCGGGAUUAUCUUUCUGAGAAGGUACAUGCCAAGUUCUCCAGCACAGGUGCUCUAGAUGGUCUGCGCAUCCACAUGGAAGAGGUGGGUGAGGUUCUUAAUCACAUACCUCCUGAUACACUGACUGUCGUUGUUGUCAUUGAUCAUAGACUGGUUCAGCCCGAGCGCCGCAGCUGCAGCCUCAAGAUUGGCGCCCGUGUACUCUUAAUUCCUCGGUACCUUUCCCUUGGGAUAUGGAGAUGUUCAGGGCCCAUGGCUUUUCUCUCAACCGAGUUGGUGCACGUACAAGUGGCGCCCGCAUCGAUCGGGUCAACAUACCGCAUUGAUGAUUUGGAGAUCAGCAAGCUUGUCCCUGAAGCCUACGAUGGUUUACAGGAGAAAGGUUGCGGUGCAAGUUACUACCUACGACCUCAGGUACCGCUAGAGUUGUGGAGCGGCCGACCCCGCUUUGCCCUUGAUCCAUUGGAAAUCCCAUACCUGUAUUAA